CAUCAUAUUCUCUUUGUUAGAGGGAGGGAGGGAGGGAGGGAGAAUUCUGGAGUCUUGAAAUGGUGGAUCUCCAGAAGGUGUGUUGCAUGUGCGGCGAUGUGGGUUUUCCUGACAAGCUCUUCCACUGCAACAAAUGCCGUCACCGCUUUCAACACUCAUACUGCAGCAACUAUUAUAGCGAAUUAGCGGGGCCAAUAGAAGUGUGCGAUUGGUGCCAAAGCGAGGAGAGAAGUUCCAGCAAACACGGGAGCUCUUCCAAGAAAACAACCACUGGACACGAAAGCGGCGGAGCCACAAGGCGAUCUGAAUAUUCCGUUGACAAAAUCAAAAAUCACGAUCGCGAAGAAAGCCCCGGCGGGGGAGGCAGCGCAGAGAAGGUCAGGAGCCCCCGCGGCGGCGUGCCUUCUCCGCGGCCCGGUACAAGAAGGUACAAGCUACUCAAGGACGUUAUGUGCUAAAAAGGAAGAAUAAAUACAAGUCAAAAACAAAAUCUUCAAACAAGAAGAAGAAGAAGGAACAAGGAACUGGGUUCUGAUAGCAGUAAUAAGUGUCAAUUGUAAGCUUUUCUUUGCGUGGUUUUCUUUUGUGUUUUUUGGGUGCUGUGUCUUCUAUUCAGUAAAUUGUCAAUAAAAUAGAAUUUUAUGAAUCCAAUCGGUAGCAAACUUCUCU
Molecule: messenger RNA, 669 nt
Organism: Tripterygium wilfordii
Lineage: Eukaryota; Viridiplantae; Streptophyta; Magnoliopsida; Celastrales; Celastraceae
Exons: 2
Coding region: 60-458 (132 amino acids)
Source: RefSeq, a predicted model, not a curated record